Molecule: messenger RNA, 342 nt
Organism: Schistosoma rodhaini
Lineage: Eukaryota; Metazoa; Platyhelminthes; Trematoda; Strigeidida; Schistosomatidae
Source: the annotation of a GenBank genome assembly
AGAAGUAACAGUUUGGAUACAAAACAUCAAACUAAUGAAUCAGUUGACGAAGAAGAUGACAAUGAUCGAAUUGAUACUGAAAAAUCGAAAAAGAAACUUGCUUUUAUUCGUGAUGAAAAUGGAGUUUGUAGACCAGAAUCCCUCCGCAAUGUAGAUAUGGAACAUAAAGAAAGAGAAGAAGAAGAAGACAAUAAUACAAUUCAAAAUGAUGAAUUUUACACAAAUCGUAAAACUAAAGAACUUGGCAAAGAAUUCACAUUAAAAGAUAUUUUGGGUCAUCGUGUACCAGAACUAGAAAUUGACAAUAUAAAGGAUGAUGAAGAUAUGGGACAUAAUGAAUGA